AUGGACUUUGGCAGGAUGCUAGCUCUCACACAAGAAUUACCUGCAAAUAAAGUGGCACGGGAUCCUGAUUUCAAUGGGCGGGUCGUGCUCGUGACAGGCGGCGCAUCUGGACUCGGUCGAUGCUAUGCAAUCGCAUUCGCCAAACUUGGGGCCUGUGUCAUCGUCAAUGACCGGGCAGACCCGAAAGCUGUAGUUAAUGAAAUUCGACACGAUGGUGGUCAAGCAACUGCUGUGAUUGAUUCUGUCGAACAUGGCCAGCAGAUCGUUGACAGAGCAGUGGCCAUAUAUGGCAGGAUCGACAUACUUGUCAACAAUGCUGGGUUCGUGCGAGACAAGUCGUUCACGAAGAUGAAUGAAAGCUUUUGGGACGCGGUUCUGAAUGUACAUCUUAACGCCACCUACCACAUGACCAAAGCAGCGUGGCCACAGUUCUUAAGGCAAGGACAAGGCUGCGUGAUAAAUACAACAAGCACUAGUGGGAUAUAUGGCAACUUUGGACAGUCGAACUAUUCAGCCGCUAUACUGAAACUUGGGAUCUUGGGUCUCUCUGAAGCUACCGCUCGUGAAGGCCUGAAACACAACAUCAGGGUUAACACCAUUGCCCCAAUUGCCAGUACCGGAGGGCUAGCACAGGCGCUUUCUGGGACAAACGAGAAGAACAAGCAACGGAUCUUCAAACCCGAGUACAUCGUCCCGAUCGUCCUGCUCUUGAGUUCAGACACCCUAAACGGCAAACAGAAUCAGACAACUGGUGGGCUCUUCGAAUGUGGCUGUGGCUGGCAUGCUCGCACGAGACUUCGAUCUUCUCACAUGAUUGAUUUUACUUCAACCUCGGAGAUUUCUCCCGAAGUAUUGUUGAAUUCAUGGACUGAAAUUGUCCAAAAUCCCUCCCCAACAGCUUCGGCUACAAAUACUGGAGGGUCCAAUUUUGAUGUACUGGGACUAAUUGAGAAGGCCAAAAAGGCCGAUUCAUGGAGAGUGGAAUACAAAUUCACGAGCCGGGAUGUCAUACUCUACAACCUUGCUAUCGGUGCUAAGAGGAGUGAAUUGUCGCUGGUAUAUGAAGAAUCCAAAUCAUUCCAGCCACUCCCAACAUUUGGAGUGAUACCGUUUUUCAGCCUUGACGUUAUCUAUCACCAUGGAAGGUUCCUACCAAAAUUCAAAGCAGAUCAAUCUCUCCUGGGAGAAGUUUAUCUCGAACUCUUCCAGCGCAAGCUUCCAACUUCCGGGCAUCUGACCUCCACGCGAAGCCUCAUCGACGUCCUCGAUAAAGGCAGCGCAGCCGUCGCGCUCACCGGUUACACGACAGUCGACUCUGCAACAGGGAAAAAAUUAUUCUACAAUGAAGUUUCAUUCUUCAUGCUCGGUGCCGGUGGCUUCGGUGGUGCCAGGGAACGCGCCAAUCUAGGGGCGCCGUCUCGACAGCAUCGGAUCCCAAGUCGUCAUCCUGACGUGGUGGAUGAAUUCCAUACCUCUGAAGAGCAAGCCGCAUGGUAUAGGCUGACAGGCGACACCAUGGCAAUGCACAUCGACCCCGAGUUCAGCCGCAAAGGUGGGUUCCAGACUCCGAUUCUCCAUGGAGUGUGCUUUCUGGGCAUUGCGGGCAAACUUUUAUUGGAAAGAUACGGGGCGUAUCGGAGCAUCAAGGCAAGGUUCGCCGGAGUCGUUGUUCCAGGAAAGACGCUCAGGACAGAGAGCUGGGCGGACGAGAAGGAAAAGGACCUCGUGUUGUUUCAGAUGAGGGUUCUCGAAACGGGAAAGCUGUGCAUCGCCGCUGGCUGUAUCCGUUUGUGGGACGCAGUUGCUUCGACAAUGAAUCAGUCUCGGCUUUGA
This is a messenger RNA of Exophiala aquamarina CBS 119918, 1833 nucleotides long. RefSeq lists its product as uncharacterized. The coding region runs from base 1 to 1833 and encodes 610 amino acids. The record is from RefSeq and is a predicted model, not a curated record. The transcript has 4 exons. NCBI's taxonomy places the organism in Eukaryota, Fungi, Ascomycota, Eurotiomycetes, Chaetothyriales, Herpotrichiellaceae.